Benincasa hispida (wax gourd) is the source of this 1217-nucleotide messenger RNA. Its product is annotated as nucleic acid binding / methyltransferase. Gene Ontology annotation, biological process: methylation. Gene Ontology annotation, molecular function: protein-lysine N-methyltransferase activity; nucleic acid binding. NCBI's taxonomy places the organism in Eukaryota, Viridiplantae, Streptophyta, Magnoliopsida, Cucurbitales, Cucurbitaceae. The record is from RefSeq and is a predicted model, not a curated record.
GCAAACAGCCCUACGCCGCUUCGGUCCUUCGCGCGAGAAACGGAGUUCAAGAAAUGGAGUCACCAAGCAAAUCGGAGAGCAUUUGCAGAGACCCGAGAAUUGUUGAAGAUGAUGAUGAUGCUGAUCCGCCAUUGCUGAGCUCUCAUGCCCUAGCUGCACUCAAGGAGUUCCUUACCGAGCAAACCCAGCCCUCCACUGAACCUCACUUAGAAAAUGGAGUUUCCGAGGACUCAGAGGUCGCUUUAGUGGCGGAGGAUUGGAGGCUGAGUCAAUUCUGGUACGACCGCGAUACGGCGGAGACAGUGGCUAAUGAGGUUCUUACGCUAUGCCAGAACUUUAAUUCUCCUCGUGUCGCCUGUAUUGCUUGUCCGACUCUCUACACCUAUCUGAAGAAAAUUGGUCCCCAUGUAUCUGCACAACUGCUUGAGUAUGACAAACGCUUUUCCCAACAUGGUAGUGAAUUCACAUUUUACGAUUACAAUGAACCAGAAGAAUUGCCGAUGGAAUUGAAGCACAAUUUUCAGAUUGUUGUAGCAGAUCCUCCUUACCUGAGCAAAGAAUGUUUGGAGAAAGUCACUCGUACAAUUUCUUUCCUAGCACAACAUAGUGAAUCUUACCUGCUAUUACUAACAGGAGAAGUGCAAGCAGAAAGAGCAGCUGAGCUAAUGGGUUUUCAUCCGUGUGGUUUUAGGCCACACCACUCUAGCAAGCUCGGAAAUGAGUUCCGGCUGUUCACGAACUAUAAUCCGGGGAUGAGAUUAGGAGGUUGGGAGCAAUAGAUCUUGGAUCACUAUUUGAGGCAUAUGUAUCAGAAAUCUUUCUGUGUUCCCCUGAACCUCAUCAUUUUUUAUUCCGUUACAAGUGGUGGUGUUGGUUCAAGCCUACAAGGGAAGAAGGAUUUUUUGAGAAUGUAUGAACUUUUAAAAGUGGAUGGAUCCAGAAGCCAAAAUGCAACUGUUGGAGCGUGAUUAAGUUAAAAUACUGAGGAAAACAAACACUCGGUAUUAUUUGUAACGGAAAGAUUUAAGAGCUUCAUGAUUUCUAUUUUGAAUGUGACUUCGACUCAAAUUGUUGGGUACACGAUUGUAACUUUUGGAGAGUCUGUAGUUGCAUAACUUCUUUGAGAGGUUCUGAUGAUUUCUGCUGUGUUUUCUUAAAAAUAACGAUAAAAGAAUUUUAGUAAUUAAUGUGUGUCUAUUUGUGUACAAUUAAUUUCA